Molecule: messenger RNA, 2267 nt
Organism: Cyprinodon tularosa
Lineage: Eukaryota; Metazoa; Chordata; Actinopteri; Cyprinodontiformes; Cyprinodontidae
Product: sialic acid-binding Ig-like lectin 15
Exons: 6
Coding region: 37-975 (312 amino acids)
Biological process (GO): regulation of osteoclast development; regulation of bone resorption; regulation of actin cytoskeleton organization
Cellular component (GO): plasma membrane
Source: RefSeq, a predicted model, not a curated record
UGACAGAUGGUUUUCUGGUGACUGAACCAACUGAAGAUGGACCAACAGUUUCUGUUUUUCCCCCUGAUUCUGAUCAUAUCAGGCUCCGCCUCUGUCGCCUGGAAGAUGAAGACUCCCCUGAUGGUCACUGCUUCCAGGGGAGAAGACGCAGUCCUCAACUGCUCUGUCCAUCCCGACAGACUGGAUUACUCUGACAAAAUCACGGUUAAAUGGGCCAAAAGUCAGGCAGAAAGUCCAUUCUUUGAAUGUUCUGUUAGGAACGACACGUUGGAAGGACCACAUGACUGUUCAGUGUUAAAGUAUUCCCUGUUUGGAGACCCUCGGAGGGGGGAGCUCUCUCUGCUCAUCACUAACGUCCAGCUGAACGAUGGAGGAACCUUCUUCUGUAAAGUGGAGCUGGUUGGAAACAGAAAAUUACAAGACAAGAUUCAGCUCGAUGUGAAAGCUCCGCCUCACAUCUUGAGUCUCUCAGUGGUGAAUUCAACCUGCGGUCAUUCCAGCAGCGCCUCCCGAUGGCUGAUAUGCGAAGUUGAAGGCCAUCCGGUGCCUAAAGUCGUCUGGCUGUCGGCCUCGAAGCGUCUUUUAGAGAACCAGGGCCACAGCUUUAAGUCUGGAGAGUGGAGCUUAAAGGGCUGCAUCCCAUACCUGCAGCAGGGGGAGGAGGUGGUCACCUGCAGGGCGGAGAACAGCGAGGAUCAUGCAGAGAGGAGCUUCCCAGACAGUAAUACUCUGACCAUGAUCGUGAUCGUGGUUAGUGCCAUUGCACUGAUGUUGCUGUGUCCAGUCUUCAUCUGCAUCCUCAUCAUCUGCCUCAGAAACCAUCGACGGCGGCGUCUCUCAGAUCCUCCAGCUGAUGGAGCAGAACUUCAGCCGGUUUACUCAGAGAUCAGCUCUUCACAGGUAAACUCCAUGCAGAGCAACCAGCAUCACGUAGAUACAGAUGUGAUGUAUUCUGCAGUGAAGGUUCAGCAGUGAUGAAGGUUUGAUCUGCUGUGGAAGAUCUGAAGAGGACUAGAUCUGAUCAAUUACAUGAAGAAUGGUGGAAAACAUGACAAUCGCUUUUUUAGAGAACUUGAAUGUGCUUCACUCUAAAUCCACCAAGAUUUAUGUUUUGUAACAUUUAGAAGAACAACCGAAAAAUAAAAUAAAUGUAGUGCUUCUUAAAAGGAAGAACAUUAUGAAAAUCCAUGGACCUCUUUUUCAGUAGACUGUUAAAUAACUCCAGAGUGUUUUCAUUCUCGGCUAAGAAGCUGGCUCUUGGGACAUGGAAUGUCACCUCUCUGGUGGGGAAGGAGCCUGAGUUAGUGCACAAGGUUAGAAGGUUCCAGCUAGAGGUAGUUGGACUUACCUCGACGCAUGGCUCUGGCUCUGGAACCAGUCUCCUUGAGAGGGGCUGGACAUUCUUCCACUCUGGAGUUGCCCCUGGUGAGAGGCGCCGAGCAGGAGUACUUGUUGACCCUUCACCCCGGUGAAUGAGAGGGUGGCCUCCCUCCGCAUACCUGUGAGGGGGACAGGUUCUGACUGUUGUUUGUGCUUAUGUGCCAAACAGUAGUUCAGAUUACCCACCAUUUUUGGAGUCUUUAUGGGGGGUACUGGAGAGUGCCCCUCCUGGACACCCAUCUCUGGUGCUCAAGUCACUGAGGUGGUUAAAAAGCUCCUCGGUGGCAAGGCCCCAGGCAUGGAGGAGAUUCGCCCAGAGUACCUUAAGGCUCUGGAUGUUGUGGGGAUGUGUUGGUUAAUGCGGCUCUGCAACAUUGCGAGGACAUCAGGGGCAGUUCCCAUGGAUUGGCAGACCAGGGUGGUGGUCCCUCUAUUUAAAAAAGGGGACCGGAGGGUGUGUCCCAACUACAGAGCAAUCACACUCUUAAGCCUCCCUGGUAAGGUCUAUUCCGGGGUUCUGGAAAGGAGGGUCCGUCGGAUAGUCGAAUUUUGGAUUCAGGAAGAGCAGUGUUGUUUUCGUCCUGGCAGGAUUCUGGAGGAUGCAUGGGAGUUUGCCCAACCAGUCUACAUGUGUUUUGUGGCUCUGGAGAAGGCAUUCAACCAUGUCCAUCAGGGGUCCUUUGGGGGGUACUCCGGGAGUAUGGAAUACCUGGCCCUUUAAUAAGGGCUGUUAGAUCUCUAUGAGACCGGCGUCAGAGCCUGGUCUGCAUUGCCUCGACUCCGACUUUCAGUGUCGUUGUGUCCUUGGGCAAGACACUUUACCUGCAUUGUCUACUGAUGGUGGUCAGAGGGCCCGGUGGCGCCAGUGUAUGGCAGCCCCGCUUCUG